AUGAAUGUAUUUACAGCAUUUUCACUUGUUAUUAUAAAUGACAAUCUAACAUAUCGCUCGAGAUCGUAUGUUUGCAAGAGAUGCGAUAAAAAUUUCAGCAAAUUAGCCAGUUUUAACUAUUAUGAAACUCCAAUUAACACUAAAGAACAAAAUUGCAGUUUGUCUAGGAAAAAUCUAAAUGAAGAUAUAAAGCUCACACUAAAUUUUCUAAAUUACCUUAGAUGGCUUUCAGGAUUCAAAAAUAAAAUUUCAUUUGACUAUUCUUAUCUUGAUUCAAUAUGCAAAUGCGCAAUAUAUAAUCACUUUAACGAAUUAACGAAUUACCCAGUCGGAGAAGGUCAUGAAUGUUACUCAUACGAAGUACUUCAAGGUUGUCAAUCUUCUCUUGUUCAAAAAGGUGUAACGAAUACAGCAUCUGCAAUAUUAAACAGUUACAGAAAUGAAAAUGAUGAAUAUCUUGGUCAAAGAAUGUGGUUACUUUAUCAUAAAUUUGGUUACACGACUUUUUGUGGAGCAGGUAAUGCAACAGCGUUCAAAGUUGUUGGUAAUAAGGAAGUUGAAAUAGAAAACCUUACAUUCAUUGUCUCUCCCCCACCAGGGCCUUGUCCAAAAGAAUUCUUUUUGAAUACGUGGUCUUUUAUUGCACCUGGCUUAUCAGGUCAGGCUGAGGUUGUUGUUUAUGUUAAUGGAACAAAAGUAAACAUGAAAUCAGAGCCUGAAGUUCUUGGUUGGAACUUCUUUACGUAUAAAUUUAUUAAAUUUGUACCAGACACAGUUUAUGCGCCAUCUACAACAUACGAAGUCACAGUUAUUGAUGGUGAGACUCAAUACGAUUAUUCAAUUUUCACAACAGACUGUAAUUCGGAUAUUAGUGAUCAAGAGUUCAAUGAACAAAAGUAUUAUGAUUCAAGAAUCAAUGAUUUGAAAAAGGACUUAAGUAAUACUGGUAUUCUUGUAGGUAGUUCUGCUGCAUUCUUAGUUUUAGUAAUCAUCAUCUUAAUUGGAGUUCUAGUUUCUUUUGAUAAGAAGAAUUCAAUAAUUAAUGCAUAUACAAAGCCACAAAACGAAAAACAUCAAAAUCAGCAGAGAAUGAGAAGAAAUUCCGAUGAACGCCAAACAAAUAAUAACAAAGCAAAAGCUCCGAACAAUCAGGGUGCUAGAUCUCGUAAUCAAACAGUGAAAGCCAAAUAA
Messenger RNA from Trichomonas vaginalis G3, 1191 nucleotides. RefSeq lists its product as uncharacterized. The transcript has a single exon. Bases 1 to 1191 code for a protein of 396 amino acids. The record is from RefSeq and is a predicted model, not a curated record. Lineage: Eukaryota; Parabasalia; Trichomonadida; Trichomonadidae.